Messenger RNA from Camellia sinensis, 1686 nucleotides. Its product is annotated as serine/threonine-protein kinase OXI1. Gene Ontology annotation, molecular function: ATP binding; protein kinase activity. The record is from RefSeq and is a predicted model, not a curated record. NCBI's taxonomy places the organism in Eukaryota, Viridiplantae, Streptophyta, Magnoliopsida, Ericales, Theaceae. Gene Ontology annotation, biological process: protein phosphorylation.
UCGACUGACUUAUUUGUAGUGCUAGACACAAGAAUAAAUUUGUAGUGCUAGACACAAGAAUAAAUUUAUACAUAUACAUAAAGAGAGUUACACCAUAAUAAAAAUUUGAUUUAUUUUUUUUUCCCAGCUCAAUUAAAAUACAAUUUCCCCUAUAAAUUUUGUGGUUUGCAUGAUCCUCCGUCGGCAAGAAAGUGCAUAGAACAGCACUUUUAUGCGAACCCCAAACCGGCAGACAAAAGCAAACUAUUCCAACAACCACCGUUCCAACUCUAUAAAACGCAACAAGUCAAUUUACUUUCCCGGAAUCUCGUUAAUUCCUUCAACCAUCUCUCAGUUCCUACCCUCCUCCUCCUUCUCCUCCUCCUCCUCCUCCUCCUGUGUUACCUCCUCCAUGGACGACGGCGCUGAACACCAGGACGUCCCCUCUCUAGACCUCAGCCGCCUCAAAGUCCUAUCCCCCAUCGGCCGCGGAGCCAAGGGCGUUGUCUUCCUCGUCCAGACUACCGAUACUCAAUUCCUCGCUUUGAAAGCCAUCUCCAGAGCUUCCAUUGAGAAGGAAAGAACCAGCAUCGACAGCGACGGUAGCCAGUACCGACGAAUCUUCUUCGAACAACAGGUCUUGAGUUCUUUUUCACAUCCACUUUUACCUAGACUUCGAGGUGUUAUCGCCACCGAUAAGAUCCUCGGUUACGCAAUCGAUUACUGUCCAGGACGCGAUCUCAAUUCUCUCAGAAACAAACAAACUGAGAAGAUGUUCUCUGAUAGUAUCAUCAGAUUUUAUGCUGCGGAAUUAGUACUGGCAUUGGAGUACUUACAUGGAUUAGGAAUAGUAUACAGAGAUUUGAAGCCAGAAAACGUACUGGUCCAAGAAAGCGGACAUUUAAUGCUCGUCGAUUUCGAUCUCUCAGUAAAACUCUCUGUAAAAUCUCCCCAAACUCUGCCGAUUGUGAAAUCGGCACCGAAAUCUCUACCGAUGAACAAGAAGAGGCGAUUUUUCUGUUGCAACUCCGGCAUUUCGCCGGAGCGGGAUUUGGCCGAAAACGAUUCCGGAUCGGCGAGUUCUUCCGAGUUAGACUCGGUUGAGAAGUCGAACUCGUUCGUCGGCACGGAGGAGUACGUGGCGCCUGAGAUCAUACUAGGGAAAGGCCACGAUUUCGCGGUGGACUGGUGGUGUUUGGGUAUAGUGUCAUACGAGAUGCUGUACGGAGCGACGCCGUUUCGGGGGUCGAAUAGGAAUGAGACUUUUAACUGGAUUCUGAAGAAGUCGCCGGAGCUGGUGGGAGAGCCGACGCCGUUGAGAGAUUUGAUUGGAAAAUUGCUGGAAAAGGAUCCGAAGCAAAGGAUCUCACUGGAGAGGAUCAAGGGCCAUGAUUUCUUCCUAGGGGUUGAUUGGGAUCGGAUCUUGGAAAUCACGAGGCCACCGCACAUACCGUUGAGGCCGGAACAGGAGGAAGAUACACAAGGAAAUAAGACAAUCGAUGUAGAGUCUUUUGUACAAGGAGUGUUCAAAAUUGAGAAUGUGGUGGAAACCAACAUGGAUUCUGAAAGCAAAAAGAAUAACACGGGGGGACGGGUCGAAGGACUGAACCAGUCACCCUCUCCCACUGACAAUUUCAGUGUCUUCUAACACCCACCCACCCCCUUUUUUUUUUUUUGGUCAGAAAUCAAUUACAGAAAUAGGGAUGU